Aricia agestis (brown argus) is the source of this 1365-nucleotide messenger RNA. RefSeq names its product putative nuclease HARBI1. NCBI's taxonomy places the organism in Eukaryota, Metazoa, Arthropoda, Insecta, Lepidoptera, Lycaenidae. The transcript has 7 exons. The coding region runs from base 112 to 1347 and encodes 411 amino acids. The record is from RefSeq and is a predicted model, not a curated record.
UUGUUGUUCCGUGUUUGUUUACUUUGUGUUGAAAUUUUGUGUCCGCUUUUAUUAAAUUAUAUUGCUGAUAUUAAAACCAGAUAAUUAAUUUUAAAAACGAAUACACAAAAUAUGUUUGUGUUACGUUGGCACAUAAUGUUAUUGGGACAUGAAAUUAACAAGAAACGCAAAGGUUUAACACAAUGUUCAAAGCACAACUCUACACAAAAACUCUCAAAACCUAAACUAGAAACAAUUCCCCGAUGCAAACGGCCAUCGAAAUUCACAAUAGACCCAUUUGUUGAGCUUUCAAGCUCCAAAUUUAUUGAAACCUAUGGCUUAAGAAAAGAAUCUGUAAAGAAUCUUAUAGAAGAACUUAAAGCUUACAUCCCAAAUCCACGCAGAAGCGACGGAAUUCAGAUACACACUAAGGUUCUAAUAGCUCUGUCUUUUUAUGUAUCUGGCUUAUACCAAAAGAAUUUAGGGGAGAAUGUCCUCCAUCAUACAUCACAGAAGACUGUCAGUAGAUCAGUCACUCAAGUUACGGACGCACUGAACUGCUUACAAUCAAAGCAUAUUAAAUGGCCAGACGUGGUUACAGAAAGAGAUUGUAUUAAGGCAAGGUUUAACGAAAAAUUCGGAUUACCAGGUGUUGUAGGAUGCGUAGAUAGUAUGCAUGUAGCUAUUAUUAAACCUCAUGUACAAGAAGAAAAGUAUCAUAAUAAAGAAGGAUAUCAUUCACUCAAUGUUAUGAUUAUAAGCGACGCAGAUCUUAAUAUUUUAUGUGUAGAUCCCAGCAACCCUGGCUCACUGGAUGACUCAGCAGCAUGGAACAACCAUCUCCUCUGUCCACUCAUGAACCAAAUUGUAGAAAGUGGAGAGGAGGCAUAUCUAUUAGGUGAUAGUGAAUAUCAACUAAGUAAAGUGUUACUGACUCCAGUGGCAAAUUGUACAGAAGGCUCAUCUGAGCAUCAUUACAACUUGAAGCACAUGACCGCACACAACUCUGUGAAGACUUGUAUUAAUAUAUUGAAAGCACGCUUUAGGUGCUUACUCUCCGGGCAUCCCUUGCAUUACGACCCAGUGGCCGCUGGUAAGAUAGUGACUGCAUGCUGCAUACUACACAAUAUCGCGGUGGCUACAGACACGCCGCUGCCAGAUCAGUCAUUAAACGAUCUCAAGAGUGAUAUUCUAUUGCAACAGAUGGAAGAAACUUUAAUUAAACCAGAUAUCUCCUGGAAAGAAAUUGUGGGACGCGAUAGUAUGGACCAAGAUUUCCUUGAAAACCAAUCACAAGAUAGCUCAGACCAAAGAUAUGAUGUACAGCCGCAACAGGCAAGACAUCGAUUGUGGGAGAAUAGUGAAUAAUAAAAUAACUUGUAAGUA